Molecule: messenger RNA, 1757 nt
Organism: Linum trigynum
Lineage: Eukaryota; Viridiplantae; Streptophyta; Magnoliopsida; Malpighiales; Linaceae
Source: the annotation of a GenBank genome assembly
CAUUUGAUUAUUUUUUUAUCGCUACAUCAAUCACAUGUACCAUGCACGACAUACAAAAUGAAUGUAUCAAAUACGAUCUAAAAAUUUAGUAAACAAGCCUAGCUCGAACUCGACUCAGCUCGUUAAUAAAUGGCUCGGGCUUGACCUCAGCUCAUUUGUUAAUGAGUCAAACUCAAGCUGGGGUAAAACUCGGCUCACCUUGGCUCAUUUGCAGCCCUAAUGGCAAUGGGGCGGGGCGGGUACCUCAAUUCCCAUGCCCCGCCCCCACGCUACUACGGGGCGGGGCGGGUAAAACCCGUGCGGGUACGGGGCGGGGUGGGUCGACCCACUCUUACAUGUUGUUCAAAAAAAAUACAAGUAAAUUUUACUUUUUACAACAAAACGUAGGGAAAAACACUUUAAGAAUGAAAAAUAUUGAUAAUAGAAUGGAUAAUUGAGCCUAACAAGUUGAAAGAUCGACUCUAACUAGUUGAAGAAAAGUCAAAAUAGGAGAAAUAUGUAUUGAUAUUGUAAGAAAUUGAGAUAAAAUGAGUCUAGAAUGGGGCGGAGCGGGACGGGGCAAGGAGAGUCGGAAGUAGAUACUCAUGCCCCGCCUACGCUACUGCGGGUCGGGUAAUACCCACACCAUUACGGGUCAGAUCGAAUAAUACUCGCUAGGCGGGUUGAAAUUGCCAUCACUACCCGUAGUUGCACCUGCUGGAUGAAGCUAGAUAGGCAACCAAGUGUUAGAAACAAGUACAGUCAUCGGACACACGUGUCAGCUUACAAGCUAAUGGAACCAUCCAUUACCCACUAUCCUACUUUCAUCUCUUUCCCCUAUCAACAACUGUCACUUUCCUUUCCAUAUAACUCCCCCGGCCCCCUCCCAAGUCCCAAGUCCCAACCAAACUCUAUCAACAUUAUCUACAACAUCUACUGUUAUUAUUAUUGCAAUCCAGAUAUUUUUCGAUGGUGUAAAAAAUGAAAUGGAGACCAAUAAUGAUAUCAUUAGAAAACCAUGAGUACUAAUAUUAUGGAUCCUCUGCAGACCCAGAAGAAGAGCGGCGGCAGCAGGUCUCGGAGUUGUAGGAAGUCGUCGUCUGCCACAGCCGCAAACAACUAUCGAUUCAUAAACAUGGCGGAAGCAAGAAGGGAAGUCGCCCUCGCCUUGCAACAUCACCGUUCUUCAUCAUCGGCUGGUCAUCAUCAUCAUGCGGCCGCCGCCGCCGCCCCACCUAGCGGCGGCGGUAGUAGUAACUACCCUUCUACUAGCUAUUGCUAUUCGGCGAUGGACACGUUGCCAAUACCUGGGCCCGUGUGGUCAACCACUUCACCGGCAGUGCUAGCGCAACCGCCUCCUCCGCCGCCCGUUUUAGCUUGGCCUGAAUCCCAGCAUCAGCCGCCGCUGGGAUUGGACUACUACUGCGGGGGAAGUGACUAUUAUGAUCCAGCUCUAUGGUGUACUAAUUAUAAUAAUGAUUGUAUUUCUGCUGCUGCUGCUGCCAACGGUGAUAUUCCUGAUUGGUGGCCGAGCUCCGUGGAUGGCGGCGGCGUUGUGGACGUGUCGGAUGAGGCAUCCAAAUACUUUGAUCAAUGUUAUUCCGUUGGCGAUUGUUCGCCGCCGGGAAUAUCGCCUGUGACUGACGGACGUUUGUGGAUACAAGAGAAGCCAGACAUAUGAUUACUACUAUGUAUGUAUUGUGAUUUGCUGGAUUAUGAUUUAGUGGGUAGUCUUUAUAAAAUCGUUGUUUAACUAUUAAUCAAACUGUUCAUGGGAU